This is a messenger RNA of Cynoglossus semilaevis (tongue sole), 1200 nucleotides long. RefSeq names its product cellular retinoic acid binding protein 2, b (gene crabp2b). The coding region runs from base 530 to 958 and encodes 142 amino acids. The transcript is spliced from 4 exons. NCBI's taxonomy places the organism in Eukaryota, Metazoa, Chordata, Actinopteri, Pleuronectiformes, Cynoglossidae. Gene Ontology annotation, molecular function: lipid binding. The record is from RefSeq and is a predicted model, not a curated record.
UUUGUGUUUGAUGAACAGCUGAGGAUUUAAGACACAAUGACAAAACUCGUCAGAGAAGGCUUAAAGACGUGUCUCCACAUGUCAAAUCACACUCCUUUUUUUAUUAUUUUCACAGUUUUCACAGACUGUAUGAAUCUUCUUCACCAACGUGGCACCAGCACCUCAGGCAAUUAGCACCAUCUGAACUGAUGCAGGGGGUGGAUCAUCAUCAAGUUCUUCAAAGGUCUCAUUACAGGAACACUUUUCCAGGUCGUGUCCAAAUCUUUCACCACGCUGACAGAGGUGGAGGCCGAGGAGGAGACGGUGCAGCGGGAAAGUCCCUCCCUGACACCAGCCUCUGCAUUGGCUGCUGCAGCAUCAGCUCCAGAUCCAGGAGAGCUCUCAGCCAAUCAAUGCAGAGGUAGAUGGAGACUGGGGAGAGGGUCCAGAAAUAGUCAGCCAGUCUGCACACACUCAUGCACACGCGCACAGACUCCCAGUGAAGCUGGAGUUUGCACCAACCAGUCCUGCAGCUUCUGACACUUCUAUCAUGGAGAAUAAAGUCACAGAUUUCUCCGGAAAAUGGAAAAUGAAGUCUUCGGAAAAUUUCGAGGAUCUUUUAAAAGCACUGGGUGUGAAUAUGUUCCUGAGAAAAAUGGCAGCCGUAGCGGCGUCCAGCCCGUCAGUAGAAAUCUCCCAGGAGGGAGAGACUCUGUCCAUCAAGACGACCACGAGCAUCCGCACCACCUACGUCUCCUUCACUGUAGGUCAGUCCUUUAAUGACGCCACGGUGGACGGACGUCCUUGCACGUGUUUUCCACGGUGGGAGAGCGACAGAAAGAUCAGCUGUGAACAGACUCUACAGAAAGGUGAAGGACCCAAGACGUCCUGGACACGGGAGCUGACCAAUGAUGGAGAACUGAUACUGACACUGACGGCUGGAGAUGUUGUCUGCACCAGAGUUUAUGAGCGGGAAUGAAGACACUUUUACCCAGAACAUCACUAGUAUCGCUGGUAUGAUUAACAUUUACGGCCUGUUAAUCUUCUGGUCACAUGCUGUCCGAGCGUGCUCAGAAGAAUCUACUCCUUAAUUCUCAUCAUUAUCUUUCAGUUUUAACAGCAGAGCAGAAUUCACUCUCACUCACAUAUCUUGUAAAAAUGCCUUUUUUAAAAACACAUUUUUCAGUUUUUGAACCAUUUUUCCUAUUGUUAAUAAACAGU